GUUGUAUCUGUCGAACUGCUUUGCUUUAUCUUGGCCAGGUGGCAAUUGUAAAUGAGAACUUGUUCUCAACUUGCCUACCUGGUUAAAUAAAGGUGAAAUAAAUAAAUAAAUUGUGCACAGCUCUAUGGUAGUCCCUAUCACACCCGGUUGUGAUACAGCCUGCAUUCGAAUCAGCGUGUCUUUAGACCUCUACCACUGACAUGACUUGGAAUACAAGGAAUGGAGUGGAAUAUUAGCUAAACAGACUGGCAACCACCCACUGGGCACACACUGGUUGAAUCAACAUUGUUUCCACGCCAUUUCAACUGACGCAGUAGGAAGGAGAACUUCCAACAAAUGCAUCUGCGAGAGAGAGAACAGAACUCAUACUCCGCCUGUCCUGCAUCAAUGUCAGACUGACCUAUAUCCAUUACUAACACCUAUUACCUGCAGACAGUGGCUUUGUCCGGUAGGUCUCUAUUGUCAGGUCGUGUGAGUAGUAGGCUAGACCUAAAUAAUACCUUCCUUCCAGGAAGUCAAGGAACAAACCAUUCCAUUCCAGAAUUCUCCCCUGAAAACACUGUUCUAAGAACCACCUCUACAUACAUUCUUAUUCAACUUUUCUUUCUGUCUUAUGCAGUAGAACUGGGGGCUGAGCUGUACCAUGGCAACAGUCAGGCUGAAUGCCAGUUGAGGGGCAUAAUGAGUAUCCCUCUGGCCUCUCCUCCACUACAUCCCUCCCUCCCUCUCUUCUACGGCACUCUCAAUGCAAUUCCACACAAUCACACUCCUUGGGAGGUCCUGCGUCUUUUCCAGGCAACUGAAGCAACAGUGUGCCAAAUCACUCCACCAGCCAGUCACUCACCCUCAGCGAAGACUAGGCACAUGAUAGUAGAACCCCAUAUUAACCUUAGCAAAGGACAAGCCAAUCCAGACCCAUUAGAUUAGACUAGAUGUCGACGGGUGACGUUCUAACGGGUAAGAAUGACUGGGCCUAGCUGUGGUGAUUAAUAAACUACAUUUUUCAUACACAUUUCAAAAAGUGUAGUUGAGGUUGGUGUUUAUUUGGUAUUUUUUACGAAGUGUUUUCAACAAACCACUCGACCACUCUAAAAUUACAUGCGUGUGUGCAUGCAUGUGUGUGUAUGUGUACACACUCCCGUGAGUGUGACUGUCUGUGGGAAAGGGAAAAGGAAAACAUUUGUUAAUUAAUUCCUCCAACAGUUCCUUUAUAGCACACACGUAUUGGUCCCUAGGCAGAAAUGCUCAGCUGCAUCAGGCACUCGGCAAGCCCAGGGGGCGCGGACUAUAGAGCAUGGAGUCCAGGGACAGGUUAGCCGCAUACCUGCUGAUUCCCCAAACAGCUACAAGUAUCUUGUUGCAAUCCUCCCACCCCUCCUCCUUUGUCUGUGACAGCCUUUAGGGAACCAGAGGAGUCGCUAGCGCUAAUUGAUGAUACAGUGGGCCCCUCUGGAUAAGAGCAACUGACUAUUGGCAAAAAGUGCCAUUCCUUAUAUAACAUGUUCAGAUGUAAUAAGUCCACACGUUUAAUUUGACUAGACUUGAACAAUAAACAUGACUGUUUUUUAUCAGGAAAUUAACCUUCAAUAAAAUUUUAAUCCAAUCGUUCAUGCCAAUCUGUGGUUUUCUAUGGACUUUCAAUAAACAAUCAAUUACAACUGUGAUAUGCCACUCCUUGAAAGAAUAGCUGGUCUGACACCUUUACCUUAUCUAAAUUAUUAUCUAAAUUAUUAGAUAUCAAAUCAAAUUGCAUUGGUCACAUACACAUAAUUAGGUGAUGAUAUUGCGGAUGUAGUGAAAUGCUUGUAAAACAACAAACGUUCUGGGCUAAUAAUGUAAAAAAUAACACCCCAAAAAAACAAAAUACUGCAAAGUUACUUAGUGAACUAGAACCAGAGCUGCCAUUGUCUGUCGGCACCAUCUUGCCUUUUACUAUUGCUAUCAUUAGUCUUUAUAUACACUGAGCUGAGGUGAAAACUAUUUAUAUUGUUACGGUAAACUUUGAGUCCACCUGCACACCCUUUAUGGAGCUACGUUUUUACCUCUGGUCAUGUUCAUCUGUAAAAUCUGCAUUUAUGUAUCGCCAUCUUGUGGAAAAAGAGUAUUCAUGCAGGAUAACAUUUUUUUCUAUAUUCCAGUAGGUGGUGCUCUUGUGUCACUGAAUACAGAGGUCUUGUGAAAACCAUGGUGGAAACCUAUCGAACCUACUGAACAGAUAGUAUACUAAACAGCACAACAUUACGUUAAAUAUUUUACCUUAUCUUUCACCAUCCUCUCAGACAGUCAUCACCGGUUGACACCAUUUCUAUUCCACCCAAACACCUCAGUAUCCUGCAGUAUAAUAAACCUACAUCCGAGUCCCCUUUAAACUCCAACUCAACAUCCAGGUAACAAUGUUAAGGCCACUGGCUGCGAGGCCUGCUGAAAUGUGAGCCCAUGACUAUCUGCCUGUAUGUUUUAUUCAUCUCAUCCACUGAUCCAGUCCCCCACAGAGCAGACACCUGACUCCACUGACCUGUCUGUCUCUCCCAGGGACUGGAGCACUGGAGGCCUGGACAGAGGAACAGGUAUGAGGAGAGGAACGGGAAAGUCCGAGACAGAGAUAGGAAUAACUGUGGACAAAUGCAGAGGAUGUGUUUGGCAAAAAUGUAUCUUAAGUCUUUUCAGUUCUGUUGUUUGGUUUUUGAGGUCUUAGUCCAUGUUUCAACAGUAAGGCGACGGGUUCUCUCAUUUUGGUGUUCUCUGAUGAAUUUGGACAAUGUAGUGACUCAGUGACAAUGUAGUGACUUAGUGACUCUUGGAUCGAAUAGAGUGUUGAAGAUAAAACAUAGUGAGGGAGAAUUUGGGGAACAAUUGAACUGUAGGUUCCCUGUGGGAAGUUUUUAAAUUAAUAUUUAUAACAGUUCUAUCAAUAAUGAAUAGAGAUGCUGUGUGAACAGUAUACAAUUACUGGCAGAUCAGUGGAUCAGCCAAACAACCGCACAGUCAACAUCAGGUAUCAUAUGAAAAUCAUCGUGGUUGAUGUGUUGUGCAGGUAAUGGUGAGAAAAGAUGUCAGAGCAAAGGCAACGUUCCCUGUCCACCUCAGGAGAGACCCUCUAUCUAGUCCUGGGCCUCGACAAGACUUCUACACCGGAUGACAUCAAGAAGUCCUACAGAAAACUUGCUUUGAAAUAUCAUCCAGACAAGAACCCAGAGAACCCAAACGCCACAGAUAAAUUCAAGGAGCUCAACAAUGCCCACUCCGUGCUGUCAGAUGCCUCCAAGAGGAACAUCUACGACAGCUAUGGCUCCCUCGGUCUGUACGUGGCACAGCAGUUUGGAGAGGAGAACGUCAAUGCUUAUUUCAUGCUCUCCAGUUGGUGGGCAAAGGGUCUGUUUGCGGUCUGCGGCGUGCUAACAGGCUGCUACUUCUGCUGCUGCCUGUGCUGCUGUUUCAACUGCUGCUGUGGGAAGUGUAAACCCAAAACUCCUGGAGAGGAGGACCCCGACACCUACGUGUCCCCUGAAGACCUGGAGGAGCAGAUCCGCACAGACAUGGAGACAGACGCUGACGACAUCCCCAUAAUACAGCAGCCAACCAAUGCAAGCGAGAGGACCGGGUUGAUUGGUGACGGACGACGGGCCUAUACCUAACACAACUAAGAAGAAAGACCGGAGGACGGGUGAUGUCAUAGGGAUUCCAGAACUGGCUUUAAAUACCUGUAUUUGAGUAUUUGUUAUUUGAAUACUUAUUUCGAUAUAUUUUAGUAUUUUCAAAUAAUGUGGCCCGAAUCACUUACAACUAAGUAUUUGAAAGUGUUUUCAAAUAAUUUCCUAUAAAUAGCUUACUAUUUAACUUGUUUCAAAAACUAUUUUCCAAUAACUGGGUUAAAUGCAUGGUAGUGUAUUUGCGUCAUUUGAGUCUGUAUUUUCAAAUACAUUCCAAUAUUCAACUACUUGUCUUUUGAAAUAAAACAUAUCUACUUACUUCCAAAUGUAUUUUAAAGUAAUUUAAAUAGUAUUUGAACCCAGGAUCUGAGGGGAUUCAUUCAUUGACCUGGUAGAUCCCAAAAGGGUUCCAAUUACAUUCCACCCCUUGACUACACUUUGUAAAUUCUGAAUGAGUGUUAGUUUGUGUGCAUUGUGUUUGUUUGUUAUUUAUUCUGAACAAAAUACAAAGUAUCCCUAGAAUUGUGCAUUUAAAAUUGUGGCUGUGAAAGAAUUGAGAGAUGUCAGUAUUUUGUCAUGUGAGCAAUAAAGACUGCCCUUUUUGAA
Oncorhynchus gorbuscha (pink salmon) is the source of this 4256-nucleotide messenger RNA. RefSeq names its product dnaJ homolog subfamily C member 5-like. Bases 3051 to 3635 code for a protein of 194 amino acids. The transcript has 4 exons. Lineage: Eukaryota; Metazoa; Chordata; Actinopteri; Salmoniformes; Salmonidae. The record is from RefSeq and is a predicted model, not a curated record.